Zasmidium cellare ATCC 36951 is the source of this 1386-nucleotide messenger RNA. RefSeq lists its product as uncharacterized. The record is from RefSeq and is a predicted model, not a curated record. Lineage: Eukaryota; Fungi; Ascomycota; Dothideomycetes; Mycosphaerellales; Mycosphaerellaceae. The coding region runs from base 1 to 1386 and encodes 461 amino acids. Gene Ontology annotation, molecular function: asparaginase activity. The transcript has a single exon.
AUGGCAUCCGGAAUCUAUCGCCUCCUCUCCUUCGUCUCGGCGAACCGAGAAAGAUACCAAAACCGAGCGAUGGGAGCGAAAACCAGUAGCAAUCAUCCCCAAGACACAUACGAACCCUCUAUCCUUCUUAUCGUCGCCGGCGGCACGAUCUGUAUGCAAGAUUCGGAGGACGGCCUCGUAACAUCGACAUUAUUCCUCGAUGAAUGCCUCUCUGCGAAGCCGGUCUUUAAUGACGGGACGCCUUGCCCAACCUAUCGUGUGAUCGACGAGCACGGGGUGGAGCGCGAAGCGCCGAGUUUACGCUUACCACGCGACCGUAAUGGCGCGAACGUGAGGUGUACUGUGCUUGAAUUCAACCCGCUUCUGGACAGUUCGACCGCACAUUCACCGACGUGGAAUCAGCUCGCGCGGACGGUGCGCUCCAACGAGGCCAAUUUCGACGCGUUUGUGAUUUGCCAUGGCACGGAUACGCUCGCGUAUACUUCUGCAGCGCUGUCUUAUAUGUUGAUGCCAAACCUGGAUAAGACGGUUGUCCUCACCGGAGCCCAGAGGAGUAUGUUCUUCGCGGAUAGCGAUGGUUCCGAUAAUCUACUCGGCUCGAUUGUGUUAGCAAGUCACCUGCGCAUCCCAGAAGUCUGUGUGUAUUUCGGCCACAAGCUCCUCCGCGGGACGAGGAUAACCAAGAUCAGCGCUUCCAGCUACUCAGGCUUCGAAUCACCCAACGCCGGUCCGCUCGCAACAGUCUCAGAGACGGGUAUCGUCGUUCACUGGGACAAUCUCCAACACCCCGAACCCAACCACGCCACCAACACCUCCUCUCAACCCAAGCAUUCAAAAGCCCUCGCAGAGAUGAACAGCGCCUCCGUCGUGGUAAUAAAAAUCUACCCCGGCCUCACGCCCUCCCUCCUCACCACAAUCCUCACCACACCCUCCAUCCGCGGCGCGGUGCUGGAAACCCUCGGCGCGGGAAACAUCCCCCUCGACUUAAUCCCCGCGCUGCAGAGCGCUGUAAACCGCGGCGUGAUCAUCGUCAACGUCACACAAUGUCUCCACGGAUCGGUCUCUUCGGCAUACGAGCCCGCGCGGAAACUCGUCGAAGCAGGCAUCCAACUCGGAUACGACAUGACGACCGAGGCGGCGUUUACGAAACUCGUGUAUAUCCUCGCAGCACAAGACAAAUCCUCCUCCCCGGCAGAGGACUUGAGGGGCAUGGUCUCGAAGAAUUUGAGGGGAGAAUUGACGCCGCCGGAUUUGGCGAUUGAGGGGAAUGGCGGGCCGUUGAGUAUUGCGCAGUUGCCGAUAAGGUAUGAGAGGACUAUGAAUGGGGGGUCGGGGCCGGGGAUGGGGCAUUUGAGUUUGGAUUUUGGGGUGAGGCAGCAUUUGUGA